Messenger RNA from Gossypium raimondii (Peruvian cotton), 2130 nucleotides. RefSeq lists its product as uncharacterized. Gene Ontology annotation, cellular component: intracellular membrane-bounded organelle. The coding region runs from base 1 to 2130 and encodes 709 amino acids. The transcript has a single exon. Lineage: Eukaryota; Viridiplantae; Streptophyta; Magnoliopsida; Malvales; Malvaceae. The record is from RefSeq and is a predicted model, not a curated record.
AUGGACUGUUCCAUAUUCUGUAGGACGAAACUUCGUUUUAGUAAUGCUUUCUUCCUCUUGCUUAUCAUCUCCUCUGUUACUUGUCUUCAUGUAGUCUUUGGCACUGCAAAUGAAUUUGAUUAUGGUGUUCACUGUAACUCAGUUGUUCAUGAAUCCAAACCAGCUGAUGAGGAGUUCAAUAUCACGCCUUUCCCUGGACGUCAAAAUGGUUACUACAGUGGUGGUGAUAAAGUCCUAAACAAUCCUCCUUCACGUUUCUACUCUCCACCCGAAUCUAAAACGUUACUUUUCGAGACUCACCACGUAUUUACAACCCAUGCUGAUGAUGUCUUUAUGGUGGAAGGAAACCUGAUUUUUCAAACCUGGUUUUCCUACGAACAGAAUAUCUCCUCUAGAAGCUCAUUCAUUUCAAGUUCAAGCAAUUCAAGCAACCGUGGGACUCUAGACUUCAAUUUUCGAGGCUUCUGGUCUCGAAUUACCGGGAAGCUUUGCAUGGUGGGAAAGGGUUAUGUUUACUCCAAAGAAGGUAAAUUGCUUCAUCUUGCAGCUGUUCUUAAGAUUAAUAAUCUUAAAAAUUCAAGUACUAUAAGAACUUUAGUCACUGGUACCAUGGAUAGCUUGAAUUCUGUUGAUGAUCCAAAUUAUUUUGAGCAAAUUUCACUACUGAUGUUUCCUCAAGUAAAUUACACUUAUACUAUGGUGUCAAAACAGUUUAGUGAAGGAUGUUCUGAGGGAACCAAUGUCCAACAGGAGUUGUCCCUUAGAUUAUCGCGAACUCGAACCAUUUGCGAUAUGUUUUUAGGAGGAGGCAAUGCUUUCGAACUGCAGUAUAUUGGUAGUUGUAAGUCUUCAAAGAGUUGCAAUCCAUUUGGUGAUAGUAUUGGAUACUUGCCUUCGUUGAUGUCAUUGAGUAUGAUUCAGUGCUCCAAUGAUAGGCUAAGCUUGAGGUUUCUGAUAGAAUUUCGGACCAAUAGUUACAGGGGAUAUUAUGGCUCUCCAAAUAUUAGUACUUCAUUAAUUGGAGAAGGAUCUUGGGAUGAAAAGAAGAACCGGCUUCGUAUCGUUGCAUGCCGAAUCUAUGAUGCAUCAAGCUCCUUGGAGAAGUCCCAUGUUGGAGACUGCACAACGAGGUUGAGCUUAAGAUUCCCAGCCAUCUUGUCUAUCAGAAACACAAGCACCAUUGUAGGAGAAAUUUGGAGUGUGAAGCCUAGGAAUGAAUCAGGGUUCUUUGAUAGGGUCCAGUUUCGUUAUGGGGGACGAAUUCAGCUUCAAGGUUUGAAGUAUGAGUACAUGCAAAUGGACAAAGUGAAGAAAUCAUGUCCAAUGAAGAAUCCUAGGAAUAGUAGCAACAGGGGACAAUAUCCAUAUGGUUAUUCUCCAGACAUGCAGUUUAGGUUGUGGGUCAUCGAACGUUCUGAAGGAAUAAUGGGAUGGGGUUCUUUGGAUCCUCUUGCGGUAGGCGAUCAACAGUAUCAGAGAUUUCCAUUUCUACUACCAUCCUCAAGCUCAAAGCCUAAUAAUUCUGGUGUUGAAUCCGAUUCCAACAGUGGCUUGCUUAAUAUCAGCUAUAAAAUAAGCAUCACACUAUCUAGUUCGAAAUUGGAUGGUGGUCUUAAUCCGGUUAAUGAUUCUUCAAAUGAAUCUCUGCGAACCAAAAUCCAAAUUUCUGCUGAAGGGGUUUAUGAUAUAGCAACAGGCAGCCUGUGCAUGGUUGGCUGCAGGCAUUUAAGGUCAGGUGACAAAUCGUUUUCAAGUGAUUCUAUGGAUUGUGAGAUACUCGUGAAAAUCAGUUUUCCUCCAUUGAACUUGGACAUGAGAAGUAAGAUCAAAGGAAGCAUACAGAGCAUGCGCGAAAAAACUGAUCCUCUGUUCUUCAAGCCUCUGCAGUUUUCGGGAAGAUCUUAUUAUCGCAGUCGGAUAAUGGAACCGAUUGUGAUAAAUCAUUUCGAGACUAGAUCGAUUUGGAGAAGGGGUUUCGAUUUGAUCAUGGGACAGAUUAUUUUUCAACUGCUCGGGACGUUAUUGUUAUUGUGUCAGUUAUAUUGUUCUCGCUACAAUAAUACAGUACCAACAACACUUCGGCAGUCGAUAUUUCCUUCCGAAGAGAUUCCACUAAUCGGUGACAGAUGA